Molecule: messenger RNA, 2195 nt
Organism: Oncorhynchus keta (chum salmon)
Lineage: Eukaryota; Metazoa; Chordata; Actinopteri; Salmoniformes; Salmonidae
Gene: prop1
Product: PROP paired-like homeobox 1
Exons: 3
Coding region: 1241-2002 (253 amino acids)
Biological process (GO): regulation of transcription by RNA polymerase II
Molecular function (GO): RNA polymerase II transcription regulatory region sequence-specific DNA binding; DNA-binding transcription factor activity, RNA polymerase II-specific
Source: RefSeq, a predicted model, not a curated record
UUCAUAAUCCAGGUAUCCUGAGCAGUGUAUAAAACCUCACAGGAGGCUUAUUGCAAGUUGUACAAUGCAUUAUAACUGCAGCAUAAUGCAUUAUUCCCGCAGGCUAUGAAGCGUUACCCUUUUUCUCUGGGAAUACAAACAAUCCCUAGUCCCUACUACACCCUUAGUACUUUGACGAGGAUGACUACAUCACAUGGAGGUGAGAUCAAAUGUCCAAUGAUGAAACCAUUAUACAAGCAGGUUAAAUGGGGAUGUCCUACUUGAAGACUCUCUUGUACGUGUACACACAGACACACCUGUACGGCUCCUGUGAUGGCCCAUACCAUAUAGUAGUAAAGUAUAAUUUCUUUCACUGAGUAUAAAUUGACAUUGCUUGCCCACUAAAAGUUGCUGAAUCGGCCUACAUGCUCUCCUGUCAUGACUUGGGUAUAUUUGGGACUCUGCCCAGUGUCCACUCAUGUGAAAAGGCCAUUCUUCUGCACUGGCCUGCGCCGAGUUUAGCAUCAUGGGAAUGACUGCCAACACUGUCAUACCAGCUCAAUUCCCAUGAGAAAACAUUUGAGUUGAACCAAAUAAAACGAACGGAAGGGAGUAGGGUCAUUUGAGAUAACAUGUUGAAAGAAAGACAGAGACGUAGCUAUGAAACUGUAAUUUUUUGCCUACAGCCUAAUAAGUCAGGAUGAGAGAGGACAGGAGAGUGUGCUGGGGAGGGAGACGAAUCUGUACCAAAGAGCAGUCUCCCGAGCACACUCUCAUGGGCAGACGGUAAAGGUUGUGUUGCCACCUAGUGGACAUAGGCACCAUUGCAAUUUCACUCAGCAAAUGUCACUCAGUUUGUUUUACACGUCCUACUUGCACUUCAGUAAUAUUGUAAAGAAGUAAAUGAAUGCACACAUCUUUUUUUAAAUCCAAGGUAGAUUAUGGUGUUAUGCUCGAUUUCAUAUCAAGACUAAACAUGAUAAAUUAGAAUACAGGAUAGACAUUUUCUAUGAACAUCAUUUUCAAUGGAAUCAAUCCCAUAGACAAGCAUAAUGCUUUAAUUCUUGUGACUCAGUGAGCACUUUGUCACUUUCGGUCUGCCUUGAGUGAAUCUUGUAGCCCAUGACCUUUUGUGACCUUACGUGACCUGAGAAGAUACUUGAGGAAAGCCAUAGCCAGGUAAAUGUAGAGGUGGGUGGGAAUGGCAUGUGAUGUCACGGCUAGACACGGUGGGAAAAGCAACAGGUAGCUAGCUCAAUGUAUGCUAGCGUUCCUGACUGUAGCAUCACAGACCACACCUGUGAAGAUGGCCCAGGUUAAGUCACCCGUGGAUGGUGUCAAGAGUCAGCAGCAGCGUGCAGAGAUGUACUCUGAUAUUACCAUCGUCAGCUCCAGCGCAGAUGUGGGCAGCCCAGCCAGAAAAGGCCCAUUUGACAGUAUGGCCCUAGGCCUCAGCAGGCGUGGGAGAGCCUACCAAUCCCCAGCGCGCAGGCGCCAUCGCACCACCUUCAGUCACAAGCAGCUGGACCAGCUGGAGAUGGCGUUUGGACAGAACCACUACCCCGACAUCUACUGCCGUGAGGAACUAGCGCGGCUCACCAAACUCAAUGAGGCACGCAUACAGGUAUGGUUCCAAAAUCGCCGUGCCAAAUACCGCAGGCAGGAGCGUGCGUCUCAGAAGCUCUUGCCAAUGGCCAUGAUGCCAGGGCACGGGGCACUGUUGGGCAGCAUGUGUGUUCAGUCCACAGGGUUGACCCGUCAGUACUACCCUCACUCCCUGGCUCACCAUAUCCCCCGGUUCCCUUCUAUGCUGCCCUCAGGUGGUUACUCCCACUCCCACCACCCAGGCUCAGCCAGCCAGUGUUCCUGCCCCACAGUCCCACCAGAGCCACAACCCCCCCGCCAGCACGAGGAGUGGUACAGCCCUCUACGGAACAUUGGAGCCCCACCCAGCAACCUGGCCACACCUGUGUUCUCCCUGACCUCCCUGCCUGCUCUAGACCCUGGCUCUCACUGGAACUAAAGAAAGAGUAACUUCUACGUCGGGAAGUAGACAAGCUCUUAUAGGCUGUGUCUCGAAGAACAGUUAUUCAUUGCACCUUAGAUUAGAUGACAAAAUACAGUUUUUUUUGUAUCUAUACAGUGAUAGCUAGUAACUAAAGAACAGGAAGAAUUUAGAGAAUAGUGAAAAUGACUAAACUCCUUCUCCCAUUGAA